GUAUUAUAAUUGUAGGGUCGUGCCGCCUGUAUGCACUUACACCAUUCGUUUCGCAGUCAACCUCGGAGACGGAUCGCCGUCUCCUACGCAGUCCAGUGUCAGUGCUAAUUAAAGGAUAAUCAGUGUGUGUCAAGCAGUGAUAGUGUUAGAUAUUUCAUAAACAUAAGGUAUGUCCUUAGCGACUACUAAUCGUGCUAGUGAAAUGUGGAACAGCAGUAGAGAUAUGAACGCUCAAAUUGCGAUACAAUCUAAGCUUAACGAAUAUAAACAAAACCUUAAUAUGCCGACCGAUUACUACAACAACUAUCAGAAUAGUUAUUAUUCACAAAACUAUAACUAUACAAAUACGAUCAGUAAUUACGGGAAGGUGUAUGAACAGAACCAAAGUGGCGGAAUAGUGAAAUCGGAACCAACUUCAUGGCCUGGUUACAAUGCAAAUUAUCCAUCUGGAAAUAAUGUUAAUGAUAUGGGAAUGAUUAAUCGAUGGAAGGAAAUGAACUAUUAUUUACAACAGCAACAACAAAUGCAGCACCAACAACAAAUCCAGCAUCGGCAGCAGCAAGUAUCACCACAACAACAAUAUGGGUAUGAACAAAAAAUUAACACAAUGUAUCAAGGUACUGUGGAGAAGCCAGAAGAUAUUAAAUUGAUUAAUUCACCGGGACAGUGCAGUGUUCCCGAAACUAGCUACGGAUCACCUCAAAGUGCAACAAGUAAUUUUAAAUCACCUACGCCUGAAGCAGACGAAUCACCAAAUUUAAGGGCACUGCUUAUGAGACCGAAGGAUCAAAAUAUACCACCACAUUUUAUGAAAUAUGAUAAGACGUAUACGGAAGAAAUGCUCCAGAAGAUGAUGUUUAGCACAGAAGACGCAAACAAUUGGGGAAAAAACAAAGAGAGCACUGAGAAGGAAUGCAAUUUGUCGCAAUUUCAUGGUGGAUUUGAGAACGUUGAGGAUCAAACGUCAAUCAAGAAAGAUGCAGUGGGUGGGGCAACAGAAGGUGCACAGUCAUCACAGGACUCUUCGGGACCCUGUCAGGAUGUGACGAGGGUCGAUGCAGGCGGGGACAAUGCGGAUUAUGCGGAUAACAAAAUGGCGGCUGCACAAGAUGUGCAGGCGGUUUAUCCAUGGAUGAAGAAUGUUGGUGGUGAAGACAAAAAGGAAGGCUCGAAGAGAACACGGCAAACCUACACAAGGUUUCAAACGUUGGAAUUGGAAAAAGAAUUCCAUUUUAACAAAUACCUGUCUAGAAGAAGAAGAAUUGAAGUAUCACAUGCAUUGGGUCUGACGGAGCGACAAAUUAAAAUUUGGUUUCAGAAUAGAAGAAUGAAAGCUAAGAAGGAUGGGAAGCUAGCAACAUCACCAGAACCGUAUAACGUGGACGAAAUAAGUGCCGCUAAAUUGAGUAUGACUGAGUACAUGGGUGCAACGCAGCGAAUGUCUGGUUUGGGAGAAUAUCCUAACUAUCAUAUGAAUCUUCCUCCACAAACAAACAUCCCACCACAAAUGGCAAGCACUUUACCACAAAAUUAUAUGAUGCCGCCUUAUGAAGGGAUCAAAAAUAUAUAACUGGUACUAAAUAGUAAAAAAUGUGAAUGCUCGUCAGUCGAUUGAUGCGAGCAUGAUUCAACCAUACAAGGAGUUCGGAGCCUCCUAGAUCAGAUUUUGGUGCCUCUGCCUAGUAUGAAGAAUGAAAUGCGGUAUGAGAACUGAAAAUAAGUAAAAAAAGGUAAAUGUAAAAUUUAGCACGUGGUGUUAAAUCCGCCUUAUUCACCAUUAUUUUAAUAUAAAUUAUUAUGUAUUUUAAGGUGUUAAUUAUCAUACAUAAUUAUGUUAAGCAUGUAAGUACAAUUCUACUUGUCCUUGCGGGAAAAGGAUUGUUAUAAAUCUUAAGACUGUUCUAAUCAAUAAUUAAAAUUAUUUCUAGAUAAAUUAUGUAUAUUCAGUAUUUUCAUGUCUACUUAAUAACAUAUAAUGUUUUUUCCAUAAGUGUCAUGUAAAUCACUGGAUCUUUGAGGGCCUGCAUGAUGCAGAUGAGGGUUUUUGUCCUCUGAAGAUAAAAGUAAUUCAGGGUUAUUUAAAAUCUAUCGAAAAAUGAACCCGAUGGCGUCUUGAGGCAUAUUUGUAAAUAUUAUAAUCUUCGGUAACCGGUCAGUCGGUGCCGAGUACCCGGUUGCAAUCGUUGGAACUUAUCCGUACGUGUAAAAGCUAAUGUACUACCAUGCUACUACUAUUAAGCAUAGAUUUACACACGUUGUCACCGGGAACUCUGUACCGGUUGCCUGGAAACUGAGUUUUAGAAAAUUAUGAUGUUGAGUCAAGUAAGACAGAUAAAAGUCCCUCGCCUGGGCAUGCCCUAAUUAAUACAUUUAUUUAGGUAUCUAUAUGAAACGUUCCUAUUUAGAUAUAAUAUUGUGAGAUG
Molecule: messenger RNA, 2423 nt
Organism: Spodoptera littoralis (African cotton leafworm)
Lineage: Eukaryota; Metazoa; Arthropoda; Insecta; Lepidoptera; Noctuidae
Source: the annotation of a GenBank genome assembly